UGCAGUGUAUUAUACAAUAUAAAAAAGAACAGAUUUAUCUGAAUUUGUAGCAUACAAUUUUUUGCAGUUUAAAACAAUGUUAUGUUUGCGUGUUAUGUCCCGGGGGAUCCGAUAUUUGCAGUCUCCCGUGGCUCAUUCGAAACAGAGUAUAUUAUGUUGCUGCUCAAUGAAAAGUGCUUGCCGACGACCAGUGCCGGUUCUCAAAUAUUUUUGUACCGAAGCUACCGGUGAAAACGAAAAGCAGGUUUAUCACGGAGUAUUAACCCCGCAAAUACGAGCGGUAAAAGUUUUUUCGCUCGUCACAAGCAUAGGCGGACUGGUUGCUCAGCCAAUUUUGUUGGAGCAAGCAAACAAAAUCGGUGGCACUCCUAUGAUAGUGGCAAUAUGUGGGAUAGCUGGAUUUUUCACAUUUGUGACACCUUUCCUGCUGCAUCUCAUUACCAAAAGAUACGUUACAGACCUAAGUUAUGAUUCCACUACACAGGAAUAUACCGCAAUCACUAUUACAUUUUUACUCCAGCGACAGCAGACUAAAUUUCGAAUAAAGGAUGUGGUAGUACCGGAAGUGCCUGGUAUGUUCACGACAUUCAUGGUAGGCGACAAAUCCCUAUUUGUUGAUCCAACAUUGUUUCCGGAUCCGACGCAUUAUAUCAAAAUUAUGGGAUACGAUAAGCCGAUCGAUUUUAAGUUUGAAGAAGCGCGACGAACUUUAGAGCAAGAAUCCAAAAAGUAGUCACCACAUUGAUCAAUAAAAA
Messenger RNA from Sabethes cyaneus, 755 nucleotides. RefSeq names its product transmembrane protein 70 homolog, mitochondrial. Gene Ontology annotation, biological process: mitochondrial proton-transporting ATP synthase complex assembly. Bases 77 to 733 code for a protein of 218 amino acids. The record is from RefSeq and is a predicted model, not a curated record. The transcript has 2 exons. Gene Ontology annotation, cellular component: mitochondrial membrane. Lineage: Eukaryota; Metazoa; Arthropoda; Insecta; Diptera; Culicidae.